AUGAUGAUAAUAUUAUCAUCAUUGGGUAUUAAUACAACUAAUAGUUCAAUCGACAGUGGUAUUUUUGGUGAUUGGAUUUUCAAUUCUACUAGUUAUAUGCUCUGUUAUUCUUAUACACUCAAUCAAUAUACAGAUGCACGUGCUAAAUGGUCUAAUUCAUUAAAUGAAGAUCGUCGAACUCAUUGGUACAAUAUUGGUAAUUCACGUGUUAAUGUUUUAUGUUCUAAUGAUGGUCUGAUACAAUUAUAUAUAUCUGAUCGUAGCGGUACUAUUAUAAAUAAAUUUGGUGCACUAGAUUUUGAACUUAAGCCUCAUCAACGUAACAAAGGCAAUUAUCAACAAUAUGCUUACAGUGGAGGAUAUGCUUAUGUAGUCGAUAAAUCUUCAAAUCAUAUUUGGUCGAAUGCAUAUCGUUAUUUUAGUCAAGAUAUUCUUAAUAAUCCAAAUAGUUAUUCUUGCGUAUUUUGUUCAAAUUAUUUUAAUACAACAUUAUUUUAUAAUAAUGUUCAAAUCAAUCAAACAGUUUAUGCUCCUACAGGUGAUGAUCCAUUAGUAUUAAUUGAUAUAAGUCUAACAAAUACAAAAAGAAAU
This is a messenger RNA of Rotaria sp. Silwood2, 591 nucleotides long. The record is from the annotation of a GenBank genome assembly. NCBI's taxonomy places the organism in Eukaryota, Metazoa, Rotifera, Eurotatoria, Philodinida, Philodinidae.